CCACUCCCCAGUUCACCCCUUUGCACAAUGGCUAUCCCAGACGCGGACAUUUACCCCGAAGCCACCGGCCCUGCCAAAGCGCUGGUUGCGCGACACCAAGCCGAGCAGCCAUUGAAGCUGUAUGCCGGCUGGUUCUGUCCCUUUGUCCAGCGCGUCUGGCUCGCCCUCGAAGAAAAGCAAAUCCCCUACCAAUACAUCGAAGUCAAUCCCUACCACAAACAACCCUCCUUCCUCGCCUUGAACCCGCGCGGGCUGGUCCCCACCAUCUCCGUCCCGGACCCUGCCACCGACACCUCCAAGCCGCUGUAUGAAUCCACCGUCAUCCUCGAAUACCUCGAAGAGGCCUACCCCACCCACACCCCGCUGCUCCCCACGGACCCCUACCAGCGCGCCCGGUGCCGCAUCUGGAACGACUACGUGACCUCGCGCAUCAUCCCCUCCCUGCACCGCUUCCUCCAGUACCAGCCCUCCACCCGCGGGAUCGAAGGCCUGCACCAAGCCCGCCAGGAGUUUCUCUCCACGUUGAAGGAAUGGUCGAGGGAGAUCCACCCGGCCGGGCCCUAUUUCCUGGGCGAGGAGCUCACGCUCCCGGAUGUGGUGCUCGCGCCGUGGGCGCUCCGGCUCUGGGUGUUCGAUGAGUAUAAAGGCGGCUCGGGGAUUCCGGGGCCUGGGGAGGGCGGGGAGGAUGAGGAGGCUUGGGGGAAGUGGCGGAAGUGGCUGGCUGCGGUGAAGGAACGGAGGAGCAUACAGGAGACGACGAGUGAGGCGGAGCACUAUCUGCCUAUCUAUAAACGGUAUGCGGAUGAUGUGGCGGAGAGUUGGUUGGCUAGGGCUACGAGGGAGGGGAAGGGGGUUCCGUGAAUGGCCUCACUGGUUGUACGUCACUUCGAUUGGAUCGGUUAUGAUGCAGUGUGAGAUGAGAUCUGUCGGAUCUGAUCCUCAUAGAUCUGUGAAGGGUGUCACGGCAGUCACGUCGACGCGUCUUGCGCUCGUUGUUUCAUUGGCCUGCCUGGUGCUGUGGAUUUUCGUGAUUCUGGGGCAUCUCCUUGGUGACUAUCUGCUAUUGGUCUCGUGGUUUGUUGAUUCACAGUACUAUACUAGAGUUCGUGGAGAGAGAUGGUGGUAGAGAAAUAUAUAUAGUACUAGUACUAGUAGUUGCCAACCAUACUAAUGCAAG
This is a messenger RNA of Aspergillus ibericus CBS 121593, 1177 nucleotides long. RefSeq lists its product as uncharacterized. Bases 28 to 861 code for a protein of 277 amino acids. Gene Ontology annotation, molecular function: glutathione transferase activity. The record is from RefSeq and is a predicted model, not a curated record. NCBI's taxonomy places the organism in Eukaryota, Fungi, Ascomycota, Eurotiomycetes, Eurotiales, Aspergillaceae. The transcript is spliced from 3 exons. Gene Ontology annotation, cellular component: cytoplasm.